Symbiodinium sp. CCMP2456 is the source of this 442-nucleotide messenger RNA. The record is from the annotation of a GenBank genome assembly. Lineage: Eukaryota; Dinophyceae; Suessiales; Symbiodiniaceae.
AUGCGGUACCUUCGCCUGGCGCAGGGCGACGAUGGUUGCACGGAUGGCCAGUGGGUCCUCGCCAAUACAAAUCCCAACGACUUUGUCGACAAGGCAUUGGGCAUCUAUGAGCUUCGCGGCUCGAAGCGGGAUUGCAUUGAAGCCGGCUCCGUCCAACAGGCCCUGAGGCAGUGCUCCACGAAGGAGUUGGCAUUCAUCGAGAUGAAGGAGGAAGGGGAGGAGGGGCAGACGGCCCUAGUGCUGGACGACCCAUCCACGCCAGAGCCAGCCGACUACUGGCUCCACCCCUGCGACUGUGCUCCGUCAGCUUGGGGCCCGGAGUUGCCAGUGGAUCCGCAGAUGUUCCAACACCUUCCGGCUGCCAGCGACAACAACUUCAUUCCGACUCCGUACACCAUCGUCACAGGGCAGCUGACAUGCCCGUCACGGCAACUCUUGCAAG